Molecule: messenger RNA, 3939 nt
Organism: Sclerotinia borealis F-4128
Lineage: Eukaryota; Fungi; Ascomycota; Leotiomycetes; Helotiales; Sclerotiniaceae
Source: the annotation of a GenBank genome assembly
AUGGCUUCAAAUGGCGCCCCUCGUCCGAGACACAAAAAGAAGCUCUCCUUCUCCACUGCCAACAUUGGAGCCUCACCAUCACAAGGCUUUGAAGCAGCCUCGCUGUCUUCUCCUUCGCAAUUGGUUCUUGGGUACUCGGCUGGGAAAUUGGUUCGUACACCACCAGUCAAUUUAUCUUCAAAAAUUGAAGAUCGGGAAUCUCCGAGUUCACCGACUCCUCGAUCUAGACUUCCGUCGCGUGCACAGCCGCGAGCAAGAGUGAAUCAUCCAAACCGCGCACUUGGAGAUACACUUCUUUUAUCUCCAUUUGCAAAUCUACCACCACCAUUUGCGAUUGUUAAAUCACCUCCUCGCAAUCUACCAAAUUCAGCAACGAUGGUAGCUGGUGAGGUACCAGCAGCCGCACAGGCGGCUAAUCCACCUGCUGACGACUGGAGAAUGUUCGAAGCCAAUUUGCUGAGCGAGGCUCACAAUUUACCAUCAAGAAACCCGACCGCGGCCACUGCGGCACAACCAAUCUCGACUUCGAACUCAAACGAAGUUAACUUCGACGAGUUCCUCAACUUACCUGACGACGAAAGCGACGAGGAGAAGGAGGAGAUACCACCUGCACAAGGUCCAGCAAUGCGUGCGCUCGAGCCGUUGCUUACAACCGAAUCUGAAUUUCCUGCAAAUACUGGUGCAAAUAAAGAGCAGUGGAAAGCGGCUGUUCGAGCCAACGCUCUUAGCCCUAACCCGUUUAAUCUAAGUAUGCCAGAUCGAGCACAUCGUCGCAGUACAAGUCAAGGAAAUCAGGUAUCUACGACGAACACUGGUGAAAACCCAGUUUUUGGACCUUCUUUGGCGGAGAACAUGGGUCCAAAUUUUGAUGUUGAUUUUGCUGAGAUGAUGUCAACUUUGGAGAACUCCAGACCUGGCGAUCUUACCUCUACGGCGAACACAGGUACUCACCAAUCUGCAUCUGCUCAAUAUUCUUCGAUGGGCACAGGAAUGGGACAAGAUUUCGGAGAUAUGGCUAGUAAUGAAUUCCAGAUGGGCUCUAGCUUUCCAACAUCGAUGCCACCUACGGAUUAUAUUAUGGCACAGGAAAAUAUUAUGAAUACUGGCAAUCAUGCUAGUGAAGCAAUAUCAACAAGUCAAGCCAACAUGACUGACGCUUCUCUCGGAUCUGUCUUUCCAAGUUUCACGCCUAUGUCUCAAUCUAUGGAUCAAGGAAAUAUUGUGAACAACGCUGGAUACGGUAAUAACUACGGCAGUGGCCCUCAAAAUAACGAUUCAUCGUCUACGGCAGCUCUCAGCUUCUUACCUAAUCUUCCCUGGCAAUCUGCUCUCGUAAACAAUCAACUAAACCCGACAGCAAACAUGGCUGAAUCCUCAAGUCAAGCAACUCCAGCAACCCUAGCAGCAGAUAUGGGUAGGUCCUCAAGUCAAGCCGCUCCAAUAGCAAACAUGGUUGGAUCCUCAAAUCAAGUACCCUCGACCACCGCUGAUGUUUAUUCAAAUGUUGGGCAAUCAUUCAUGGGAGGUACUUGUGGAAAUCUGGUUAGUGCACCUGGUGGAUUCAACAUGUCAUUUGUGCCAAAGAGUCAGAGUCAAAUGAUCGCCGAUGCUUUUGCUUCCGUACUUGGACCAGAUGCACAAACAUCACAAACGUCACAAACGCCUUCUCUUUCUGGACAAUCGCAUACCAUUUAUACGCCAUUAAAUGUACAUAAUAACGGUGGUGCUCCAGUCUAUGGACACACUCCAAAUAAUUCAUUGGGAUCGUAUUUCGGACGUAUGAGCUCGCAAGCACCAAGUUCGACCAAUAUUCCCGUUCAAUCGAUGAUCAACUUGACAAGAUCUGCUACUCCUAACCAGUCAGCCAUCAAUCUUGCCAAAUCAACCUCGCCUGUCGUAACAAAUACUACUGUUGAACAAGCCAGAUCAACCUCAUCAGCAUUGUCAGUUCCUGGUGCUCCAGAUACUUCUCUUGUCGCCGUAUCUCCUAACCCUUUACACCCUGCAAGCUUUCAUCAAGAUACUCCUCGUGCAGAUACUCCUCUUAUAACCGUAUCUCCCAACCCUCUGCACCCGGCAAGCUUUCAUCAGCCUACGCCUCGCGCAGUAUGGCCAACUUCGCGUCGUCCAAUUCCCCCCAACCCUGCGUUUUCCGGAAAUACUCCAGGCUACUUUCAACCAGGUCAGAAUCUCAACCCUCAAGGCAACAUGAAUACGAAUAUGCAUAUGCAAUUCCCCGGUUCUUUGCAAUCUACUCAACAACAUCAGUACAACACGUACGUAAGAGCACAACAAAACAUGCAAAUGUCGCUCCAGUCACCUCGUACUAUGCAACCGCUGCAACCGCUGUCGCGGGAAUAUAUGGCAGCUUACGCAGCAGCUCGAGUAGCACACAACGAAGCAAUUAAACGCGCAAUGAUGGCAGACCUUCGCUUCGCUCGUACGCCACCACGCUCACCCUCGGGUACUCGCUCAAACAACAUAAUUCGCCAGCGCAUCCAGCUACUCGAAGAUCACCAACCUCUUACUCAGGAAUCUGUCGAAGAUUUGCGUCGUUUCCAACUCGUUGAUAGGAUUCAAACUUCGCUUCGAGGAUAUAAUCUCAAUGGUCCUAUGCCUCUGAAUGGAAGAGCUCGUUCUCCACCUAAGGAUUUCCUUGCUAUGGAUCCUCGCGAGUUAAAGGUUAAUGGUGAAGGAGCAAAGAAAAAAUGGGCUAUUAAUCUUUUGACCGUUGUCGAGACCUUUGAAUGCGACUUCUGUUCGCCAGAGAAGCCAAAUUUAUAUGGUAUUGGCCCAUAUAACCAGAGUUUUGUUGAGAUCUGGGGUCCAGCUGGUCAUGAUUGGUGUAGCAAAUGUCAAGAACUUGGAAAGCAUGUCGCACCUGUUGCUGUUCCCGAGAAGAUAAACCCAGCUUCCUCGCGAUCAAAGAAAGAUGAGAAAGCAAAGGGUAAAGCAAAGAGAGUAGCCAAAGAGUCAGCUGGCCCAGGUCCAUCGCCAAAGAAGCCCACUCAAUCUUCAUCCAGCAGCUCUUCGGUGAACGCCUCCGGUUCCUCAACUCCCUACGAUCGCUACGCACCCAUGUCUGAAGAAUCCAACGUAUUCGGCGACCCUCAGGAAAUAUUCUCGACGAUUGACAAUAUCUUGAUCAAUCCUUUCAUGCAUAAUCUCAUGUGUCGUGGUUCCGACCAUCGACAGAUUGACAUGACCAAAGCGAAGAUCUGCGAACGUUGCAAGGCUAGAAAGUUGGAGAUCAUCACUCAUGGAUGCCAUACCGAAUUUUCUCAUAUCAUUGCAUUGGGUGAUGAUGGGUGGCAGUACGGUCAUGGUAGAGGACUCCCGGGACCUAGUCAGGUUGAUGGUUCUAAUGACAUGAAUACUGAUAUGAAUGCUGCUGGCUUCAAGUUUGAUGUAAAUGCGGACUUGAAUGAUGGGAGUAUGACUUUGGCUGACAUCAAUGAUGCUGUAAAUGCGGGUAUGAGCGCGGGUGGUAUGAAUUCUGGCAUGAACUCUGAUAUGAACGCCGAUACGGAGUUUGCUAUGUUUGGCAAUAUGGACGCCAGUGGCAUGAAUCUAGAUUUCGAUAUCAAUUUCGAUCUACCAGGCUCCAACACACCCAGCAAAGCACCCACUACCACCCAAAAUCCCCAACACGCUCACAAUCAUCACAUCCACAUGAACGGAAGACCCCACGGUCCCAUCUCCAAAUUCUGCAUGGUCUGCCCCGCUCCAUCCAUUUUCCUCUGCGAUGGCUGUCCAUUAACCCUGUGCGAAAGCUGCAGAUACCGUCUCAGAGAUCUGUGUAAAGGCUGGUUCAAUAAUCUGAUUUACACAAAUGGGAUUAAUCAUAAUCGAAAUGAUGCGUUCUUGCUUCGUUCGGAUAAUGGCGGUUAUCAUGAGCAUGGCAAAUUCUGGCCCGUUCCUCCUCAUGUCAAUCUUUAG